GAGGUUUUAUAUGAGAGACUCGAGGAGAUGGGUACACUGCAUUGAUAUCUUCCACGUUGUGCGCGAAAACCACACGAUCCCUCCCCGAUAUUACGCAGUCUAUUUAAACGCAACAACCACACACCCAUUCCAUCACUCACUCACCUCUGUGGUCGUCUCACCUGCACUCGCGGUGUUCAGGAGAGGAAUCCAGUGAUGGAUCAAGACAAGUACCUGCCAGAGCUCAUUGCCGAGAAGGAGGGCUUGGACACGUCGUUCGUGCACGCGAUGCGCCUUCUCGCGGAAGAGAUUGAAAAGUUCGAAGGAGACGAGUUGAGGAAAGAUGGUGAGGUGAAGAAAUACUUGGAUAUCAUCAGCAACAAAAACAUCAAGCUAUCAGAGCGCGUCCUGAUCCCUGUGCAGCAGUAUCCUAAGUUUAAUUUUGUUGGGAAACUGCUGGGGCCCAGGGGCAAUUCCAUGAAAAGAUUACAAGAGGAAACGGGAGCAAAGAUGUCCAUCCUCGGCAAGGGUUCAAUGAGGGAUAAAGGCAAGGAGGAAGAGCUGAGAAAAAGUGGAGAGGCGAAAUACGGCCAUUUGAGCAACGAUCUUCAUGUUUUAAUUGAAGUUUUCGCACCACCUGGAGAAGCCUAUUCCCGCAUGAGCCAUGCCCUGGAGGAGAUUAAGAAAUUCCUUGUUCCAGAUUACAAUGAUGAGAUCAGGCAGGAGCAGCUUCGUGAGCUCUCCUAUUUAAAUGGUUCAGAUGACCCAAGCCGAGGAAGAACCACGCGAGGACGUGGCUUACGUCUGACCUCCACAGCCUCCACCCGAGGUCGAGGAGGGGCUGCUCCACCCACUCCUCCUGGACGAGGAGCAGCAGCACCCAGAGGAACUGUGAGCACGCGCACCUCCGUCACCACACCAACACUAGCCAGAGGAGUCUCUGCACCCCGGACCAGAGGAACUACAGGGACCCCUGGAUACAGAGCCUCUGUACUGCAGGCCACACACAAAUCAUAUGAUGACUACGGAUAUGAUGAUGGUUAUGACGGGGAAUAUGAUGACGAGAGUUAUGAGGGCUAUGAUGACAACUACAGCAACCAGUCGAAAAGUGUCUCAGAAUACUAUGAAUAUGGACACGGAAAUAAUGGUGAAACCUAUAAUAAUUAUGCAGAAGAGGACUGGAUAUCAUCCCGGCCCAACCUCAAAGCUCCAGCAUCAAGACUUAAUCGAGGGGGCUACAGAGAUCACCCCUAUGGUAGAUAUUAAAGGUGCUCCAGAUCAUGUGACCUCCAUGCAAUGCAAACCGCAUUUACUAGGCCUAAAUAAUAUAAAAAGGGAUUUUUAAGUGACAGGUCAACCAUGUUUUUAAACUCAUCCUUACCUUGGGUGAAGGGAUGGGAGAUACAUGGUCCCUUCUUUUCUUAUCUGAAACUGUUGACUUCUUUGUAAAAUACCAUAUGAACAUUAGUUCUGGCCAGAAUUUGGCAGUGUACUUUUGUCAUUGAAUGCUCCUUCCUUUAGUUUUCCAUUGUUUGUCCCCCAAAUGUAAAGCAUGGAAUUAGCUACACAUUGUGCUUCCCGGAUUUUGGGAAUCUUUGCGUUAAGGAAAAAGUGUAUCGCCGCAGUGAAAAGACUCAUUUUGUACAUAACAUCUUUCUUAAUACUUCUUGAUUUGAUGAUGGUAAAUACUGAGUUUGUAUAUUUAAUUUUGAUAUCAGUAUUGGGUUUGAAAGCAAUUGGCUAUGUAUGUAGCCACAUCCAAGUGCUUUGCUUUGUGUGUAGCUUGUAUUUGUACAUAAAAAAUGUAAUAAAAAGGAUGUAAAGCGCA
Molecule: messenger RNA, 1807 nt
Organism: Rhinichthys klamathensis goyatoka
Lineage: Eukaryota; Metazoa; Chordata; Actinopteri; Cypriniformes; Leuciscidae
Gene: khdrbs2
Product: KH domain containing, RNA binding, signal transduction associated 2
Exons: 9
Coding region: 196-1245 (349 amino acids)
Biological process (GO): regulation of alternative mRNA splicing, via spliceosome
Cellular component (GO): nucleus
Molecular function (GO): poly(A) binding; mRNA binding
Source: RefSeq, a predicted model, not a curated record